AUGAUGGAACCCCAAGAAGACGAUUCAAACAUGUUAGGAGCUGAAGAAGAAAAUAAAGCCACGGCGGGAGCCAGAGAAGAAGGCAGUGGAAUUGUCCCGGAAGCUAGGUACUCUAACGUGCAGUUCAGCAAAAAUAUGACCAGCGAGGAGCUGUUGGAGAGUUUGAAAUAUUUGAUAGGGCCAGGAGCAGAGGAUGAGAAAAAGCGAAGAGUAAUCAAGUGGACCCAGACGGAGAAGGGUAGGAGAAAAUCUGCAGAAGGUCAAGCUCGCAACAAGGAGAAGAAGAUUGAAAAGUUCAAAAAGUUCCAGAUGCGGAGGGAAAUUGAGAUCGCAGGAGAUGCGCAGAGGGCGGAACUUAGAGCAAUAGCCGAGGUAAAACUUAGAUGGGACGCAGAACAUCCGGAAGAGGCAGCAAAGAGGAGAGAGAAUAAUAAAGGAGCGCGGAAGCGAGCAGCCAGGAAAGCAAAGAAGAGACUUGUAACAGAAUCCCAGAAUGCCAGGGAGAUGGGGCUGUCGACUGCAACAGACAGAAACAUGAUGAAGUCGGACGCUGCGCGUGGUGUGGCAGAGGAGGCUGUCGAGGCUGAUGCUAUGAAGGCAAAGGAGAUGGCUGAUGACGAUUCUGAUGUUAAUAUGAUGAAGGGUUUGGAGUAUGCUGGGAACUCAACAUUCACACUGUCUAUCAGAAGAAAAUAG
This is a messenger RNA of Botrytis deweyae, 696 nucleotides long. RefSeq lists its product as uncharacterized. Bases 1 to 696 code for a protein of 231 amino acids. The transcript is spliced from 3 exons. Lineage: Eukaryota; Fungi; Ascomycota; Leotiomycetes; Helotiales; Sclerotiniaceae. The record is from RefSeq and is a predicted model, not a curated record.